Eruca vesicaria subsp. sativa (arugula) is the source of this 351-nucleotide messenger RNA. Lineage: Eukaryota; Viridiplantae; Streptophyta; Magnoliopsida; Brassicales; Brassicaceae. The record is from the annotation of a GenBank genome assembly.
AUGCAGCUUAGCAGUGCGUCCGUGCUUCCCAUGGUUAUGAAAGCAGCCAUAGAGCUUGACUUGCUCGAGAUCAUGGCCAAAAACGAUGGCUUCUCUGGUGCUCAGAUGUCUCCUUCAAAGUUAGCUUCCCAUCUCCCAACCAACAACCCUGAUGCUCACGUCAUGCUUGAUCGGAUCCUCCGGUUGCUUGCUUCACACUCCAUACUGACUUGCUCUGACAAGGUCCUCAUGGAGAACUGGUACCAUUUGAAGGAUGCAGUUCUUGAAGGAGGGAUUCCAUUCGAUAAGCUGAUAUGCCACUCUACCAUUGUGAUGAAGAAGAUUCUAGAGGCUUACAACGGCUUCGAAUGA